GUUAUGCAAGCUAUGGAAACACCACCGGAUGAGGAUGACGCUAUAUUGGAUUUCGAAAUGUUAUGCAAUUCUUAUGCAGAUUCAUUGGAUAAUGUUUAUUUCGGGAAAAUAUUAUCAAAAUUAUUUUAUCCGACCGCUAAUGUUGGUAUUACAAUUGCAACACUUGUGGAAAAUCUACUUCGAGCUGAAAAAAAUGAAAUAUAUAUAAAAGAACUGGGAAAG
This is a messenger RNA of Dentiscutata heterogama, 222 nucleotides long. Lineage: Eukaryota; Fungi; Glomeromycota; Glomeromycetes; Diversisporales; Gigasporaceae. The record is from the annotation of a GenBank genome assembly.